AUGCAAUUUUCAGCAGUUAUGAAGCAAGUCAAGUCCCAUGUAUCGAGAGUUCAGAAACCAGUUUAUAAGAAUCUGGCGCAGAAAAAGGUUUCUGCAGUGACGUAUCAGUCUUUGUCAAAUCGCCCAUUAUUGCCAAAGUAUGAAAAAAACAUUAGUAUUACCGAUACGAGUAUCGCUACAGAUGCCUCACCAUCGAACUCACCGGAACUCCUGGAAUCAUCAGGAUUGCCAGCAGCAAAAGCACUUGCUCAACUUCGAAGUAGAAUAGCGAAAGGGGACAAGAUCCACCUUGAAGAAUAUUUGAGGAGUAAGCAUUUUGUCUUUAAAGAGGGUAGAGAGGAAAGGUCCAUGGCCUACUUAAAACACGCUUUGGGAUUGGUACUGAGUAAAACACGACCGAUCAUAUCUAUUGAUUGUGAGAGUUAUGAACGACAGCACUCAAAAGUUACAGAAGUAGGUAUUACUGUGUUUGACCCAUCAACCUCUUCUUCCUCGAUGAUUCCACACAUUAAGCCGAUUCAUCUUAUUGUUGAAGAGCAUAUCCAUUUGAGAAAUGGUAGGUACGUUCCUGAUAACAAGGAUUAUUUUUCCAAUGGAACAUCACUAGUGGUGAAGGAAGUUGAUGCUAUCAAAAUUCUAAAGGUGCUUCUUCAAAAGCUUUUGGUUGAGCAAGACGGGAUAUUCAUGGGCCAUGCAGUUUCUGCAGAAGUCAAGUUCUUUAGACUGUUGGGUAUACUGCUUCCCGAAACCAUCAACAAGAUUGAUACGCUUGACUUGGUACGCAUUUCUCGAAAUCAGGGUAGUUUACGUUCUUGUUUGCGUUCUUUGGAUAUACCGCAUGGAUACUUACACAAUGCUGGAAAUGACGCAUACUACACUUUAUUGGCGGGGUUGGGCUUGACUGAUCCUGUUACUAGAAUAAUGAAGAAUAUGGACGUUUACUAUGAGGGUGAAAAGGCAAAGAAAGUCCACCAUGACAGAUCAACGUUUCUUAGAGUGGAUGAUGUUGAUGUAUUAAUAAGCGACUUGUUGUGA
Messenger RNA from Lodderomyces elongisporus, 1035 nucleotides. RefSeq lists its product as uncharacterized. The coding region runs from base 1 to 1035 and encodes 344 amino acids. The record is from RefSeq and is a predicted model, not a curated record. Gene Ontology annotation, cellular component: nucleus. Gene Ontology annotation, molecular function: nucleic acid binding. Lineage: Eukaryota; Fungi; Ascomycota; Pichiomycetes; Serinales; Debaryomycetaceae. The transcript has a single exon.